Molecule: messenger RNA, 13392 nt
Organism: Motacilla alba alba
Lineage: Eukaryota; Metazoa; Chordata; Aves; Passeriformes; Motacillidae
Gene: CPSF2
Product: cleavage and polyadenylation specific factor 2
Exons: 15
Coding region: 144-2492 (782 amino acids)
Biological process (GO): mRNA 3'-end processing by stem-loop binding and cleavage
Cellular component (GO): mRNA cleavage and polyadenylation specificity factor complex
Molecular function (GO): RNA binding
Source: RefSeq, a predicted model, not a curated record
CUCGCGGUGGUGCCGCCCGCUACCCUUCCGCCGGCUGCCCCUCCUCCCCGCCUGCCGCAAGAUGGCGGCGAGCGCGGCGCGGGCUGGGGGUGGUUGAGGGCGGCAGAUUAGUUCUUUUGGAGAUUAAACACUUGGAGAGGAAAAUGACAUCGAUUAUCAAGUUGACUACGCUCUCAGGGGUGCAGGAGGAAUCUGCCCUCUGCUAUCUUUUGCAAGUAGAUGAGUUUCGUUUUCUUUUGGACUGUGGCUGGGACGAAAACUUUUCUAUGGAUAUUAUUGAUUCUCUGAGGAAGCAUGUACACCAGGUUGAUGCUGUUCUUCUUUCCCACCCUGACCCUCUACAUCUUGGUGCACUUCCAUAUGCAGUUGGAAAAAUGGGAUUGAAUUGUGCCAUUUAUGCAACUAUUCCUGUGUAUAAAAUGGGACAGAUGUUUAUGUAUGAUCUCUACCAGUCCCGCCAUAAUACUGAAGAUUUCACACUCUUUACAUUGGAUGAUGUAGAUGCAGCCUUUGAUAAGAUACAACAGCUGAAGUUUUCUCAGAUUGUGAACUUAAAAGGCAAAGGACAUGGUUUGUCAAUCACACCAUUGCCAGCUGGUCACAUGAUAGGAGGCACAAUUUGGAAGAUUGUCAAGGAUGGGGAGGAAGAAAUUGUUUAUGCCGUUGAUUUCAACCACAAGAGGGAGAUCCAUCUGAAUGGAUGUUCCUUGGAAAUGUUGAGCAGGCCUUCAUUGCUUAUUACAGAUUCAUUUAAUGCUACUUAUGUACAACCCAGGAGGAAGCAAAGGGAUGAACAGCUGCUGACUAAUGUUUUGGAGACAUUACGAGGUGAUGGAAAUGUAUUAAUAGCUGUGGAUACAGCAGGCAGAGUUCUGGAACUUGCUCAGCUUCUUGAUCAGAUCUGGAGAACAAAAGAUGCAGGAUUAGGAGUCUACUCUCUUGCACUUUUGAAUAAUGUCAGCUACAAUGUAGUGGAGUUCUCUAAAUCACAGGUUGAAUGGAUGAGUGACAAGUUGAUGAGGUGCUUUGAAGACAAGAGAAACAACCCUUUUCAGUUCCGCCAUCUCUCCUUAUGUCACAGUCUGUCUGAUCUGGCUCGAGUGCCUAGUCCAAAAGUUGUUCUUGCCAGUCAGCCUGACUUGGAGUGUGGGUUUUCUAGAGAUCUUUUCAUUCAGUGGUGCCAGGAUUCCAAAAACUCCAUAAUUUUAACUUACCGCACUACGCCUGGAACAUUAGCACGAUUCCUGAUUGAUAAUCCUUCUGAAAAAGUUAUAGAUAUUGAGUUGAGAAAACGUGUCAAGUUGGAAGGAAAGGAGCUUGAAGAAUACCUAGAAAAGGAAAAACUAAAGAAAGAGGCAGCUAAGAAGUUAGAGCAGUCUAAAGAGGCAGAUAUUGAUUCCAGUGAUGAGAGUGAUGCUGAAGAGGAUAUUGAUCAGCCAACUUUACAUAAGACCAAACAUGAUUUGAUGAUGAAAGGUGAAGGUAGCCGGAAAGGAAGCUUCUUCAAACAGGCAAAAAAAUCUUAUCCAAUGUUUCCAGCUCCUGAAGAAAGAAUUAAAUGGGAUGAAUAUGGUGAAAUUAUCAAACCUGAGGAUUUUCUAGUUCCAGAGCUUCAAGCAACAGAAGAAGAAAAAAGCAAAUUAGAGUCUGGUUUGACAAAUGGAGAGGAGCCUAUGGAUCAGGAUUUAUCAGAUGUUCCUACCAAAUGUAUUUCUGCAACAGAAUCCAUGGAAAUUAAAGCCAGAGUUACAUACAUUGACUAUGAAGGACGUUCAGAUGGGGACUCAAUUAAAAAAAUUAUUAACCAAAUGAAACCAAGACAACUGGUGAUUGUCCACGGACCACCUGAGGCCAGUCAGGACCUUGCAGAAUGUUGUAGAGCUUUUGGUGGAAAAGACAUUAAAGUUUACAUGCCCAAACUUCAUGAAACUGUAGAUGCUACAAGUGAAACUCACAUUUACCAGGUCAGAUUGAAAGAUUCUCUUGUCAGCUCUCUUCAGUUCUGUAAAGCCAAGGAUGCCGAGUUGGCUUGGAUAGAUGGUGUUCUGGACAUGAGGGUUUCAAAAGUGGAUACUGGAGUUAUUUUGGAAGAGGGAGAGUUGAGGGAAGAUGAAGACUUAGAAAUGCAAGUGGAUGUGCCUUCUUCAGACUCAAGUGUGAUUGCACAACAGAAGGCCAUGAAAAGCCUCUUUGGUGACGAUGACAAGGAGAUGUGUGAGGAGAGCGAGAUCAUUCCUACUUUGGAACCUCUGCCACCUCAUGAGGUUCUUGGACAUCAGUCUGUGUUUAUGAAUGAGCCAAGACUGUCUGACUUCAAGCAGGUUCUCUUGCGAGAAGGUAUACAAGCUGAAUUUGUUGGAGGAGUGCUUGUGUGCAACAACCUGGUGGCUGUCCGCAGGACUGAAACAGGCCGUAUUGGAUUGGAAGGCUGCCUCUGCCAGGACUUCUAUAGGAUAAGAGACCUUUUAUAUGAGCAAUAUGCUAUUGUCUAAGAAAAGUGCUGCAAAAGUGUUUUCACUUGAACUUUUACAGACAAUGGAGGUUUCUCCCAGUUCUGACUUUUUGUAGUUUUCUAAUUUAUACAGGGAAACCUAAUUCAUAAAGAACAGUUAGCUGCCAUGAACAUGUGAGUAACUGCUACUGUUGUUCAUAAAUCUGUUGGUACAUUCCAUGUAGUUGACUCUUAAACUGUUACAACUUGGCAUCUCCCACAUAACACAUUAUAAAUGAGUUUAUGACUAUGAAUGCUUCUCAGGAGAGGUUCAAUUUGUCAGGGCAUGUUUUGGUUUCACAGAUUUCCUGUCAAAGAGUAUGAAACAUGUAAAAGUCAUUCUUUUGCUCAAAAAUAAGAUUGGAUAAAGAGCUUUAGUUUCUUUGGUUUUGUUCAUUUUGGUUUCUGUGUGGUUGUUUUUGGUUUUGGUUACUUGGGGUUUUUUUUAGUAAGUUUUAUUUGGGGAGCAGUCUCAAGUAUUUCCCUCUUUUGUUUUUAAAUUGAGGUUAGUUGAAGUACAUUAUUAACAGCCCACUUAAAACUAGACUGCUUAAAGUUUCCCCAGUGUUAAUCUGGCUGCAUCUUAUUGCUGUAUCUGCUCCAUCUUACUGAUUUGUUCUGAAACAGCAUUUCAUAUUCUAAUCUGCAGGAUAAAAAAAUUACUUGGGCAAUCACUCUUAAGAAGAUUGUGUUAUAUUUUCAGGUAGUUUAAAAUGCAGUAAUUAUGCCUCAGAGUAACUUCUGUGCAAAUUUAGAGAAUUCUUAACUCCUAGCUCUUGCAAAAUUAUGCCAAUUAUAAAACCUUUUCUAAGUUCUGAUUUUAAGACUUUUCAAAGUCUAAAGCCUUUAUCCAUGCACUGCUGUUUGUUCAGAGUGCCAUGAGCCAAGUUCAGGAAGAUCUUUUUUCUUGAAAUCUGAGUUCAUGUAAUGUAUUUAAUGAUUUUGUACCAUGUUCUGUUCUAGACAACAGUAAGACUUAUCGUAGCUGCUGAUGCUAGUAAUUUACUUUACCUUUUAGGUAAGGAUAAACACAGUUUUGAGUUCAUUAAUUUCGCAGAAAUUAACUUAUGAAAACAAAUGGCCUCUCAAGUUUAUUUAAUCCUUUUCUCCCCUAUCCAUGUGUGAAACACCAGCUUUGGCAGUGGAGGAUUGUUUGCUUUUUACAUAAAACAAUGUAAUAUAUGCUGUUUGUGUGUAUGCUUAAAUAAAACCUUUUGAAAAAGUGGCAAAAAAUAGCCCUGUGGGCUAUCAAUGGAAAGAUAAUUUACUUUGCAAUUCAUUCUCAACAAAAUUUUUCUGUCUGAUCUACAGACUAUUCUGUUUAAAAUAGUAGCUUAAAAGUGAAGACUGUGUUAAACAUUUGAUAGAACUGUGUACUAGAAAUGUAAAAAACUUGAAAAUACAAUACUGAGUGAGAAUGUAUUUUCUUACACAAAAUCUAGGGAUAACUAGAUAGCUCAGUGUUGUGGGUUUUUUCUUAACAGUCUAGAAAAAUGUGUGUUUCCUUAUAUUGACAUCCAGAACUUCAUAGAAAUGCUCAGGUUUUGUAGUAAUGCUAUGUAAAUCUAUAUAAUGCUGCAUACUUGUUGCUGAAUACUAUUGUAUUACAAUUGUUGUUUAUACUAGUGAAGUUUUAUAAAGUGAGUUACUUUGUACAUAAUCAUAUUGGCCGUAGGACUUUAACCUUGCGGGCUUGGGAUGGGAAAGGAUCACAUACGCCUGCAUGGAAUAUACUAAUAAAGAAGUUAACUUAGAAGUUAAGUUAGAAGUUGACUUAGGAAGUCAAAACAGUGCUGUUUUUAAAAAAAGGAUAAAGACAGCACAGUGUGAUCAUAAACCUUUCUAUUAGUUUUGUUUGUUUUUCUGACCUAUUGAUUCAAAUUCAGCUAAGAUCACAACAUUUUCGUGUUAUCAGUCCAUAAAUUCUAGUGUGUGCUGACAGAGAAUCCCAAAUUAGUGCUAUCACUGAGGAAAAGGCUCAAGUAUAAGCAAAACAGCUUCUUAUUUUAGUCUGUUCAGCAUGAGUGUGGCUGAAGUGUGAAAUCAGACCUAGAAAGCUGACAUGCAAGGUGCAAGUAGUCAGCUGAGUGCUGGGACCGGAGUUCUGGACGUCUGUAGAGAAUGUGUCCCAGGCUGCACUGGUGCUGUGGGGCAGGUGUGCUCCUCAGCUGGGCAUUCAGUGCUUGUGAAGCCGUGUGCACCUGAAGCCAAUGCUCAUUCAUUUUGCCUAUUCUGCUGUCAGUUCUUAACUAUGAUUUGCUUUAGACAGUAAUUGAACUUCUAUGUGUGAUUUUCAGUUACUAGUCUGGUUCUGGUUUUUAUCUGAACAAAAAGAUUGAUUUCUCCUUACCUUCACAAAUGUCAGUACUGCUGUGAUCCGUAAGUUGUGUUUUCAGGCUUCUACAUUUUCUUCAUUAGCAGUAAAAAUGUGACAAGGAGUACAUUUCUUAUUCUGUUCUCUGUUGUUCCUGAGGGUAAGAACAUUAACUUCAAACCUGGUUUCUGUGUUCACCAGUUAAAAGUAUUUCCUUCCUGUGCUCCUGGGUAGUUCAGAUUCCUCGCAUAAGAAGUUAAGAAGUGCCAAGGGUAUGUGGAGACAGAGGAAAGGUCUCUACUAAUAAAAAUAUAAUUCUAGCAUUAGUUAUUUUGCUAUUCCUAUUAUCAAAACAUAACUUUAUCCUGAGUUAAAUAACAUUGUUUGUGACAGUUUAAUUUUUAAUAAUUUUACUUUGACAGUAUGGGCUGGAGGUGAAGUGAAGGUGACAGUCUUCUCCAUUCUUCAACAAUAUUUAGAUGUAACCAGAUCCACUUCUCAAAAUACACUGUUAAUGGAAAGGUAGAAGGCUCAGCAUUCUGUCAGAGUAACAGUCUUGUGAGAGCAUUUGAGAUCUACUUGCUGCUACAACUUGCUUGGAAAUGUAGGGAUUUUCCCCUAUCUCUACUAGUUUUUAAUGGCAGUCAAAUGCUCUUCAUUAGGAAUUAACAAGCAGAGACAUGCUCCCUCCUCACCCUCCAAUCUAAAUAAUUACUAUAGAUGGUUGUACCCUAAAACACUUACUUCGUACAGAAUCAAGAUUUUUUUUUAUAAGGCAUGAUACGCAUUACUAUUUCAGUUAGCAAAGGGGAGUGUAUUGCCUGGGGAAAACACUUAAACUUGGUUCUGGCCAUGACAGGGUUGAUUUUUGCAGCAGCCAGGAGGGGCAUGGCCAGGACCCAGAGGUUAUUCCAUGCCACCUCAGGUCAUUUUCCAAGAAUGGGUAAGGGGUCCCUUCUUGGCAGUGGUAAGGUAUUGUUGGGCUCCCUUUGGGGCAGGGGUGAGCAUUCACAUGGGAAUUGCUCACUUCCCUUGUACACUUCUGUUAUUAAUGUUGCUGCUGUUACUGUUCAUUUUCUUAUUUCAUUGCUGUUUCUGGUAAAUUGGUCUUGUCUCAACCCACAGUCUUCACUUUUUGUGACUUCAGUUUUUCUCUUCAGCCCUGAGAGGGGAAGGGAGGAGUAAACAAGUGCCACAUGGUUUGGAGUGUUUUGGAGGGAACACUAAAUGGGAGAAUACCAUUCUUAAACCAUGAAAACUACUAAAACUUUUUGAGUCUUUGUCAAAAGUAGUCUUACUGUAAGGAUCUGAAUGUUGCAUAGUAUUCUUUUCAAGGCUUUUAGAGAUGUUUUCAUAGUUUUGAAAAGGAAGUGCUGGGGAAGAUGAUCUCACAGUCAAAUCUGAUAAAGAAAUGUAUCUAGUAACUAGAAUUACAGUUCUUGGUCUGAAAACUAUGUAAGUCAUCAAUGGUAGUUCAAAAUGGGAUAAAGAAACUAGAUCAAAAGAAUCUAUAAAAUUGUCUAUUGGCAUUUAUUUUUAAAAAUACUUUAAACAGUAUUAAGUCUUCUCUUGAGACUCAUUUUGAUUGGCUAAGAGAUAUAAUACAAAGAUCAAAAUCUCACAGAAUCAUAGAAUGGUUUGGUUUGGAACGGGCCUUAAAGAUCAUCUGGUUUCAGUGCUCUGCCAUGGGCAGGGACACCUUUCACUAGACCAGGUUGCUCAAAGCCCUGUCCAACCUGGUCUUGAAUACUUCCAGAGAUGAGCCAUCCACAGCUUCUCUAGGCAACUUGUGCCGGUAUGUCACCCCCACUCAUAGUGAAGAAUUUGUUCCUAGUACCUAAUCUAAACCUACUCUCAUUCAGUGUAAAGCCAUUUCCCCUUGUCCUAUCACUACAUGGCCUUAUAAAAAGUCUCUCUUCAGCUCUCCUGUUGGACCUCUUUAAGUACUGGAAGGUGCUCUAAGGCUUCCCCAGAGCUUUCCCUUUUCCAGGCUAGACCACUCCAACUUUCUCAGCCUGCCUUCAUGGGAGAGGUGCUCCAGCCCCCUGAUCAUCUUUGUGGCCAUCCUCUGCAGCUGCUCCAACAGGUCCAGGUCCUUCCUGUGCUCAGGACCCCAGAGCUGGAUGCAGCACUGCAGAUGGGAUCUCGCCAGACUUUACUCUGCUGCCCGCACUGUUUUGCAUGCAGUCCAGGAUGCAAUUGGCUCCCUGGACUGCAGGAGCACAUUGCCAGAUCAUGUCCAUCCUGCACCACCAACAUUUGUUUUGGGAGUCUUGUUGCGUGGCUUGUUUCCUGCAAGUACAGAACAGUUGCAGUUCAGUGGUAAGUGAACUGAGUCUUCCUUUCAGCUCUAACACUUCCUCACAGUGGUAGAAGAGGAAUAUAGUUAGAAGUAUUUGGGAGAUCAAGAUUGUUUCAUACAGUGAACUUCAAGUUUUACUGUCUUUGAUAGGUUAUGUAUUACCACUGUGAUAAGAAGUGAAAAAUCAAAAAAAACAACCCCACUCCUGCAUUUUUUAGUAGAACUUCUAGUAAGCUCUGUAACUGUUUUCCUGGAAGAGAAGGAUCCAUACAAACUCUUAAGGUCAGAAGAAACAAGUCUGCUCUAUGAGCUUUAAGCACUAAAAACCUGCCUGUUGUUUUAUAAUCCUCUUAGGUGAUGCAAGCUGGAUCUGUGAUUCAACAGCUGAAUGAUAACGAGCUAAGCAUCUCCCAAAAAGUCGAGUUUGUAACUGCAAUCUGGCAGUCACCAAUUUUGGUAAUGAACAAAUACAUUACUUCAGUUCUGCAGACUUUUCUUAAAUAUUUUUAAUUUUCAGUGCAGCUUUUUGGAAGUGAUAAAAACUUCUCUAAAAGCUACUUUUGACAAAUGCUUCUAAAGAAAUUUGCAAUGGUGGUCAUUUCAAUUAAAAAAUAAUACAACCCAAACCACAGGCUUUCUGUUGACCUUGGCCCAAGGUUGAUACCAGUUUUUGUAAAACCAACUCUCGAAAAUUACAUGGAAGGCCAAUGGAGGGUGUUCAUCAUGUUGUGUAAUAUUAGCUACCAAUGCCCUUGCUGGUAUUUGAGAUGUAGAAAAUAGAGCAUAACAUUUAAUGUCAAUAACAAUGUCAGAACUUUUGCAAGUAAAUAAAAAUUCCAUCUUCAAAAUGUGGAAGGUUUUUAUUUUUACAUGCAACCAAAAUUGUUUUUUCCUUUGUUUUUGGCUAAUUAGUUUGUGGGAAUAUAUAGGUGUGAAGAAUGAACUCUUAGCAACACAGUUGUUAAGCAACAGCUCUUGAAGUGAUUGAUUUCUCAAGUGGUGGUUUUACUGAUGCCUUCCUAAAGUUGUCACUUAACUCAGUUGGCUUGUCUGCAAGAAGUCUCGUUUAGUUUUCUCACCAGUUCUGAACCAUGUUGUGAUACACAGCACAGUCAUUUACUCAAGUGCUUUACGGCUCUGUAAAUAAGAACAAGAACUCUAAUUUGGAGUGAGGCAGUUUAAAUUGCUGAGUUCUAGCAAAGAAAGGAGACCAUUAAUAACUUAGAGGUUUGAAGAUUACCUUUUAUUGAUGUUUAAGGUUAUAGUUUUAUGUUAAAACCAUUGCAGUUAAUUUAGUCCAGAGAACUGCUUCCUCUCCAGCAGUUUAUAUUUUGUAGAAAGAGCAAAAAUGUGACUCACAGGUAUUAUGCCUUAUUUUCCAGUAUACUUCAUUUUAUAAUAUUUUUUUUCCAUUGUAGUUGCUUCAAACUGUGGGGGUUUUAGUCUUUUAAGUCCAUCUGUAUAAAUUUUAUAGUGUGCUUAUCUCAGCUGUUUCCUAGAAAUAAUCCUGAGGCAGGUAGGUAAUAUGUCUUUAUCAGCGGUAACACUCAAAUUAUGUAGUAAGGUUGUACAAGAGGAUUUUGAAAGAUCCUUGAAAGGAAAAAAUGGGAUACAGUUAGAACUUAAUCAUCACUGAAACUUAAUAGGACAGUCAGCUAUUAAUUUUUAUAUCUGCCUAGGACACAAUGAUGAGAACAGGCAUCUCAGGAAUGGCUUUCUGAUGCCACUGCAGUGAACUGUCAAAUAAAAAAAAAAAAGGUCAGCAAAUAAAAAAAGGUUACCCACAUUUACCUAACUAACCUGUUGCAUAUGCUUCAAUAUAUGAACCUGAAAAUGGUUUCAUGGUGUGGAUUACAUACCAAAAAUUGUGAUAUUGGACAUGAUAACAUUGCUACUCAUUUUGUAAUUUUACUACAUAUCUGGGGUAACAGGUACAGCAUACCUAAGUAAUUAUUUCUGUUAGGGCAAUAUUGUAUCUUUGGUUGUUUUCAGAAAACUUGUUUAACUUUCAUGGAGGAAAAAACCCUGAGCAUGAUCUAAUCAAUACUUCCUAAAUUAUUGGCAGGUGCUCUGCAAGACAUAGUAAUGAACUUCUGUGGAAAAUCAUCAGGGAAUUACUUUUUCUGCCGUGUUGCAGCUCCUGAAGGAGAUGCACAGCUGGUGGAGCAUAUUGCCCGUCACCGUGCCAGACUUGGCAUUUGAAAGGCUGCCAGAUUGCUUUGUGCUGUUGUGCGAGUCAUGGAUCAGCAGUUUGCAACAGUAUGAGGAUAGUAAGCAUUUUAUUCUUUGCCCUUUGUAGGAUCACACACGUUGAUACUUCAUUUAUAAAGAGUCCAGCCUAUUUUCUGAACCUAUCAGGUACUUGGGUUGCAUUACCUGAUUAGGUUGACCUCCAUGCUGCAGGAAUCUAUAGAUAUGUUGUGUUUUUGACAUACUCUAGUAAAAUUUCUCUUAAUAUCAAUGUUUGGAGUCACUCUGCAUAGCCUGCUUUUUGUGUUUUAUGUAAUUUUAUUAUGCUUUAGUAUUUCUUUCAUAAUCUCUCUGAUUUUACUAAUGCACAAUAUUGCAAAAGCAGUAUAAAACUAGUCAACAGACUUUAAAUCAUUCGUGUAUCUUUAAACCUCUUAUGCUGAUUAAAAGUGUUAAGGCUAUUAGUAUUUUUUAUGUAACUGGGUCUAAAUUUAGUUUCUGUUGCAGUCAAAAAACACUCUGAUAUUGCAAGCCAUGAUCCUAAUCUGCUUCCUUUUGGAGUCGAUGGUAACAGUUUUUCAGCACAGCUUUUGUGUUUCUGUGCACUAAUGACUAGAAUAGUUAACACUGUGUUUAUUGUAGAAAUUCAGUGUGACUUUUCAUUUUCUGAUUUCUUUUCCAGGAGUGUCAAAAUACUACUGUUGUUGUGUGGAACAUGAUUUUAUUUACUUCUGGGCUUUUUUUUUUUUUAAUUCUUGAAUUUUUAAAAAGUUAUUUGAGUAAUGCAUAGGUUACUGCUCCAUUGGUUGGAAGGAGAGAACUUAAUUAAGAAGUUCAUAUUUUUGUUAAUAUAAAAUUCUUCUGGUUCUGGUAUGGAGAGGCAAAAAGAAAAAUAAAUGUUGAACUGGACAAAGUUGGAUAGCAUUUAUAUAGUCCAUACCUUCCAAGCUGAACAGCUGUAAAAUGCCUGCAUGACAGUCUCAUCCUAUAAAACUGCACCUAAUGUCCAUUCUGUGUACCCUGGUCUAACUCUUUGAAUAACUUAAUUAUUAUGAAAAAGUAACGAAGUCAUGCUGUCAUAUAUUACUGAUUUUAUUUCCUGCAGUACUGUGCACUGCCUUUGGCCAGCUACAAUGUGUGGUCUUAAUUUCACAUGCACAUGAGUUUUAUGUCAUAGCUGACAAUUUGAUGCAAAAAGCCAUCUUAAAAAAAAAAAAAAAAAAAAGACUACUACUGGUGUGGAGGUAUUAGAACAUCCAGGGAAGGAAAUCAGAGCUCUGUGUUCUAGGAGCCCCAUACAAAGACUGAACAUUUUGAACAUUUGAGUAGUAGCCUUGCUGCUAUUUACAUAUAAAAAUGAGUGCCUUUAUGCUUGUGUAUGGAAAUGGGUAAUUUACAUUAUUUGAACACAAAACUGAAGAUUGUAUUUCUAAUGCCUGUGUGCAUGAUCUCAAAAUCAGCUAGAGGCUGCAUUGUGUGAGCUGUACAUACAAGUCAAUAGUUACAUACCUAAGAGUACAGCAUUUGAGUGCUUCUGGUAAUUUUACUCCCACAUUGGCAGGACUGUUCUGCUGAUUGUUUUCUAAGAAACAACUAGCUUCCAAAUUAUACAGUUAUGUUUUGAUCUGUGAAUGGAAUUUUCCUUUGCUUGUCAGAAUAUAGGCUCUAACAGUGCUGAAGUGCUUCUAAAAUAACUCAUCUAGUCGGGGGCAGUAUGUUUUCGCAAAGUUGAAGACUUCUUUGAUACUGGGAAAGGAUGUAUCUGCCUUGGUAUUCUUGGUUUGGAAAUGCAGUAUGGAUGGAGUGAAGAAAAAACUUUAGGCAGCAUGGAAGGAUGGAGAAAUAACAAAAACUGUGAUGACUUUUCUAGGGAAAUGGUGUUCUGCUUUGCUGGAGAGAGUUACAGAUGUCUUGUCAAUUACUCCCCAUAGAAUUAAGCAUGAGUUUAAGAUUUGGAAAGUUUUAGUGGCUAAUUUUUCAGCUUCUGCAAGCCUGUCACAUCAGAAGAAGAUAAUGGUGUAUGUUUUUUUCCAGGAUGAGAUUAUGUUAGGAUUAUGAACAGCAUCAUAAAGAAUUAAAUUCAUUGACCACACAGCAGAGUCUGCAGGUCUAGGUUUGAUGGCUGCAAGUUGCUUAUGAAGCAAAUUCAAGUUCUCUGCUGGGUGAUUUAUUUGAUUCAUACUUCAGGUUAUGGCUGAGGGCAGGAUUAGAGGCACCAGGUUAUAAAUGGAAUUUUUGUGCCAUCUCAUGGAGAGAAAAGCAGAAAUGAGGCUUAGUAUAGCUGCAUAAGAGCACUAAAGGCAAAUCAUGGGUAUUCUUGGAAACUUCCACCUUAUCAACUGCUACUGGAUUGACACCAACAACAAGAAGUUACAAGACUCUUUAUUUCUUGUUUAUUCAUAAAGUUUUAAUAAAUGCAGUGCUCCACUGGUCAAAGUGUUGGUCUGUGUGGUUUUGAAUACACAGCUUUGUAUAACUUGUUGGAUUAACUGAUGCUUUUUAUUUCAUUAUAUUGAUUAUACCAUUCUGCCACUUAAUUAUUCAUUAGAUAGUUCAAUCAUAUGCAAUGUAAUUGGAUGAAAUCAGACCUAGAGGGAAUUUUUAUAGUUGGGCUGCUCAAUACUGAAAAAUCUUUGUGUUAAAUGACUUUUCAUUAUGACGUUGCUUUUUUAAAAUUCCAUAAGCUUUCUGAAAUAGUGUUUAAACCAGUGCAAUUUCCUAAGCAUGUACUUCUGUAAGCCUUGAUUUCUGAUUGCAAGUGCUCUGCCAUGUCUCCUGUGUAUCGUGGCUCUAGAUGCAGGGAAGAUGCAGGGAAAUCUCUGAAUAGGGUAUUACACUUUGAAAGUCUGCUGCCUACUGAUGUAUGUACAACUGUAAAAUCUCCCUCCUAGCAGUGCCACACACUGCUUAUUGUACAGAACUUUGGCUUCUUUUGUGUGAUUGAUGAACACUGCUGAAAUAUAGCAUUAUUUACAUUAUUUUGAAAAUUGCCAAGUCAGCUGUUUUGUUUUGACUCCAAGGUUUCUUUUUCCGAUUGUCUAGCAAAUUUGUAGCCCUGGAGUUGGUAAGUAGCUUGUGUCUCUAUGCAAGCAGCUGAAAUUUAGCAGCAAGGCACCUCUAAUACCUAGUCUGAUUGGGCAUCUAUCUAUGCUGAUAAAAUUGUAUCCUUUAGGGAAGACACGGGGGACAAAUGGAAGUGAGGAAGACAGGCAGAUUCCUACUUGGCUGUCUAAUUGUAUUCCCAUGGCAAAUACUUAAGAAUUACUUUCUGGAUUGUCAGCUUCAGCCUAUCUGUGAUGUAUGUUUUAAUACUCUGCUUUAGCAUAACUACCUCCUCUGGACUUUUUUUCUCUUAGUUGGAUGGGUAGGAAUGUUCUACUCCAUGAUCUGCUGUGGUGUGUGGAUAGAAGAGCACACUCUUAAACUAACACCAGGUGUAUCAUGUAGGUGAAUAGAAGCUAGAGCUCCCUUGCUGCUUAUGGAAAGUGGAGGAUGUGAUCCAGAACACGAGAAGCGAAGACCUUCCCUUGUUAUCAUCUGGGUUUUUGCACCAUGGCUCCAGGGGUCUCUGUGCAUGUCUUCGCCUUAGGAGUCUCUGUUUAUCCAUGGAUACAGUGAAUGGAUGGUUGUCUGAAAUGCCCUUUGUUUGUGUGUUUUGUUUUUUUUUAAUUAGGGAGCUAAGCUCAAGAGAAGAGUACAUUAAAACAGCAUCUUUGAAUGUCUUACUCCACUUUACAGUUUCAUACAUUCUGGCUCUUUCAGACACCUCAUUUAUUCACUUGGGACACUCAGCAGCUCUGCUUUUUUGGUUUUUUUCCGUGAAGUCUUUUAAGAAACAAACUCAAUGCUUUGUUGUUUCUGCUUUUCUAGUCUUUUCAGCUUGUGCCAGUGGCAGUCCUGAAAUCAAGCCAAAAUUAGGAUGUAGAGUCUCAGUAGCUCAGAAAGCUUGGGGGUUAUCUUGUAACACUUGUGGAGUAUUGACUGUUAAUUGAGAGAGGAGUUGCUGUUCUUUGGGGGUGCAUGGAUGCCUGUAUGAGGCAAGUCUGUCCUUGGUUUGAAUGCUUCAGUCAAUAAAUGGGAUAUUAGAAUAGAAUA